AUGAAAAACGACAAGUACAUCACGCUGCGAACAUUUUCAGGCCAGACCAAUUACAUCAAGUAUCUUCCUGUUCGCUGUAAAUCAUUACCUCACGUUUGCCGCCUUAUCGAUGAAUAUCUGGUGGACUAUAUACACCCACAGAUUCUUCAAGACGCAUGUGAAUAUGGAACAUCAAGUGACGACCUUGAAUUUAUUCGGAAGAGGACAGCUUCAAACUGGACAAAUGUGGUUAAAGCAGCAGCUAGAGGAGGAUAUUUACACGUGUUUGAGUGGAUGUUAGAACGGCAAGACGGUCUUGGUCCGUGGGUGGGGGAUCUUAAAGAUGUUCUUGCACAGGCUGCUGCACAUGGUCAUCUCAAACUCGUGAAGUGGCUAUAUAGUCGAGGUAUUGGCAAUGUUAACAACGACGUUUUUGAUCAAGCUGCUACUGAAGGACAUCUAUCUAUUGUGCAAUGGUUGAACAAACAUACCAAACUUACCGGACAUAAUCAGACACUUAGCGAUACCGCUAGAUAUGGCCACUUGGAAGUUGUGCAGUGGUUAUACACCAAAAACUUUUUUAGGGAACAGACGCCAUCAGCAAUGGCUUCAGCCGCAAUAAAUGGACAUCUAGAAAUACUACAAUGGCUACACCAACAAGUUUGUUGCGGCGGUGUUUGCAUCACUGAUGUCAUGGAUGCAGCUAUCAAUGGUGGUCACUUCAAUGUCGUCAAGUGGUUGUUUGGGAACUGCAACGCGGGCUGCUCCGAGCGUGCUGCUGAAACUGCUGCCUCUAACGGAGAUUUGGCCAUGCUGCAAUGGCUACAUCAACAUUUUCGUGAGAAAUGUCAUUCAAAUGUAAUGGAUUAUGCGGCAAUGGGGGGUCAACUUGAUGUACUCAAGUGGUUGCACGAACAAGGAUACGAUGGCUGUACACCGCUUGCGAUGGAUACGGCUGCACAAGACGGACGUCUUAAUAUUGUGCAAUGGCUGCACGAGAAUCGAAAUGAAGGAUGUACGACCAAAGCAAUGAGUUGUGCGGCAAAUCAAGGACACCUGCACGUCGUCAAGUGGUUGCACGAAAACAGGUCCGAAGGAUGCGGUGAUUAUGUUUUGGAUUGGUCAACUUGCGAAGAGAAUUUGGAGGUGGUCAAGUGGCUAGUCGAGCACAAACCGGGGAUGUGUCGUGAUGACUCGAUGGAAAAAGCUGCUUGGCGCGGUCAUAUGAAUGUAGUUGGCUAUCUAGAUGAAAACACGAGGCAACGAGGUUCUGAAUUGGGUCUAGGUGCUGCCGCUAAAGAAGGUUAUGUGAAGGUAGUUAUCGUGUUGAUGCAACAUCACUACGGGAUCACCAGUUUGGUAGGCAUGCAUUUCCGACGUAGGAUAUACUGGUGCUACCGGAGGUUGCUGAGCCAGCUUUCAAACCAGGAUGCAACUCCAGCUUCUCCAUUGUGGAACGAAAUAUUGAAAAUGCUCGAGCUCUUCCACAGUGACCAAUUUCACGCAGGUGUGUCCACACUGCUUGAUCUAGCGCUGCAACGUGGAUAUUUGGUCAUGGCUCGACAAUUUUUUGAGCGCAGAAGCGAAGACGAAAAGUGCCAAUAUGUUGCUGUUGCUGCUGAAGGUGACGAAAUCGUAUUGAUGAGGUGGCUGAUCGAGAAUGGGGCCCCAUUGUGCGUUCAUGCAACAAUCACUCUUGUCUCAGAUCAUGUGAACAAAGCAAAGUACGUCGAAGCUACUUGGUGGUUGUCUGAAAGUGAUCGCGUGAUUGUCAUUCGUGACGCUCUACAAAAUAAUGACCGCAAGUUGUUAAUGUGGGUGCUAGAUAAUACCGUUUUCAAGGAUAAAAAUUCUUGGAAGGAUAUUCGAAGUGCUCUCAAAAUGGCUGAUAACGUUAUUGUACACUGGCUUUCGGAUAACCUCUCGAAUGAUGAUACUCGUAGUUGGUGUUUCCCAUCGCUUCAAGACGAAGCGAGCGCUGGGACGCAAUUUACGAGGGCUGCUAAUGCUAAUGCAGAUAGAAGAUAG
Messenger RNA from Peronospora farinosa, 2007 nucleotides. The record is from the annotation of a GenBank genome assembly. NCBI's taxonomy places the organism in Eukaryota, Oomycota, Peronosporomycetes, Peronosporales, Peronosporaceae.